UCCACAGCCACUAUUAGUAGACUGCUUUCCCGCCAACUCUGUUCUCACCAUGUCCAAUACCAUUAUGUCAACCACACUUGAGUCCCUCCCAGUUGAGCUUAUUGCUACGAUCCUUGGCAACUUAGACCUCGAGUCGCUAGUCAAAGUGUCGAAUCUAUCUCGGAGACUGAGACAUGUUGCUUCAGACUCGACUUUGAACCCCUGGAAACGCCCGAUUGCCCAAAACCUUGCUAGUAGCAACUACGAACGAAGUCUCUACCACCUCAGUCUUCGUUCAAUCGUACCCAGAAGUAAUUGGAUCGAUAUCCUUACGCUUGCACCGCCCGGUUUCAUACUUUUUGAAUCAUCCUUUCCGAACUUGAAGGCUUCCGAGUGGGAAGAGUGUUUUCGCAGACGAUUCAUUCCUGGAUGGUUGAAGUGGAAGAAGGAUAAUACUUGGAGGGAGUUUUAUGUUAAAAUGUUGUAUCGUGUCUGGCACAGAACUUACACGACCUGCACUACGGAUGAAGCUUGGACUAAAUAUAUCGUGCUCAAUCGCAAUGGUUCAGUCAACGAACUGGAAUCGUCCUCGCGGGGCUUUAGUCCCAUGGCCAUCUUUUCCGAGAUGCAAUUUCAAAGUAACCUUUCACAUAUGUCACCUACAAUAAGAGUAGUCGCCACAUUUGCUGACGUGCGGGUCAUCACGAUUGGAGUUCUUCACAGGUCUCGGUCGCCAUUGAUUGUAAACCGCAAUGCGCACGCUUUACUCCAUCCUCCCGGCAUCGAGGUCACUGAUACCCCAGGUUCGCAUCUAUACAACAAGCUUACACAUCCCUUACCUGCAGAGUCCCAUCGAAAUUAUCCGUUAUAUACUCCCGGUGGGGGAGAUAGACGACGGGGAUCUCUUAAGGAGGAAGGGCAGCAGUGGGUGGGCGGUUUAAUGGUAACUGUGCAGCUGAUUAGACCAAGGGCAAUCAUAGGGUAUGAGCAAGAUGAGUCUGAGUUUGCGGGUAGUUGGAAUCAGUUUGCCUCGUUCACAUGGCAUGAUCUACUAACAAUAGCACCAUGGAUGAAAGAGAGGGUGACCAAAAUUAUUGAUGGUCCCGGUCUCGGA
Messenger RNA from Suillus subalutaceus, 1093 nucleotides. RefSeq lists its product as uncharacterized. Gene Ontology annotation, molecular function: protein binding. Lineage: Eukaryota; Fungi; Basidiomycota; Agaricomycetes; Boletales; Suillaceae. The annotation marks the transcript as partial. The record is from RefSeq and is a predicted model, not a curated record. The transcript has 7 exons.